GGACACGCGGCUAGUAAGGGGGUGGGGCUGGACUCCAUCGCCAGGGCUGGGGCUGCCACUCCACGCACAGCCUCCCUCAGUUAACGGCCAAGUCUCCAGGGACCGGCAGAAAGCCCCAAAGCCUGAGCUCGAGAACGAGCGCUGGCCAAGCACGGGGCUCGAGGAUGCCUCACCACGUGGGGACGCCAAGGCUGUUGCCAGGGACGACGACGACGACGAUACGUCCGCAUACGUCGACGUUCUGCUCCCGGAAGUGAGUGUCGGCGGGCUGCGGAGCCCGGCUUCUGACGUCCAGAUGCUGGGGAAUCUGUUCUUGGGACAUAGAACACUACUCUCCUGCAGUUGUAGUAGAGUCUCCCUUUUGAAGAAGUAUCUAUUCACAAUGAAAGUAGAGUCACCGGAAUUUCAGUCCCUUUUUACAGAAGGACUAAAGAACCUGACAGAGUUAUUCAAUAAAGAAAAAUAUGAAUUAAGAAUAGCAGGAGGAGCUGUGCGAGAUUUAUUAAAUGGAACAAAACCACAAGAUGUGGACUUUGCUACCACUGCUACUCCAGCUCAAAUGAAAGAGAUGUUCCAGGCUGCUGGGAUUCGUCUGAUCAAUAACAAAGGAGAAAAACAUGGAACUAUUACCGCCAGACUUCAUGAAGAAAAUUUUGAAAUCACGACACUAAGGAUUGAUGUCAUUACAGAUGGAAGGCAUGCAGAGGUGGAAUUCACGACUGACUGGCAGAAGGAUGCUGAGCGGAGAGAUCUCACCAUCAACUCCAUGUUUUUAGGUUUUGACGGUACCCUCUAUGACUACUUUAAUGGCUAUGAAGAUUUGAAAAAUAAGAAAGUUAGAUUUGUUGGAAACCCUAAAGAGAGAAUUCAAGAGGAUUAUCUUCGAAUUUUGAGAUAUUUCAGGUUUUAUGGAAGAAUAGCAGAUAGAUCUGGUUCUCAUGAUUCAAAGACUUUGGAAGCAAUUAAAGAAAAUGCAAAAGGUUUGGCUGGAAUUUCUGGAGAGAGGAUUUGGGUGGAACUGAAAAAAAUUCUUGUUGGUAACCAUGCAAAUCAUUUGGUUCAUCUAAUGUAUGAUCUUGAUGUGGCUCAUUACAUUGGUUUGCCUGCUGCUGGGAGUUUAGAGGAAUUUAACAAAGUCAGCAAAAAUGUUGAAACGCUUUCUCCUAAGCCAAUGACUCUUUUGGCCUCAUUAUUCAAAGUACAGGAUGAUGUUAAAAACCUUGAUUUGAGAUUGAAGAUUGCAAAAGAAGAAAAAAAUCUUGGCUUGUUUAUAGUGAAAUAUAGGAGAGAUUUAACUAAAGCUGCUGAUAGUUCAGAACCACUGAAACCAUAUCAAGAUUUUGUUUUAGACUCUAGGGAACCUGAUAUACUUACUCGAAUUUGUGAACUGCUCAAAUACCAAGGAGAGGCAGGUCUUCUCAAGGAAAUGCAACAGUGGUCUAUCCCUCCUUUUCCUGUCAGUGGCCAUGAUGUAAGAAAAGUUGGUAUUUCUUCAGGAAAAGAAAUUGGGUUAAUAUUACAGCAAUUGCGAGAACAGUGGAAGAAGAGUGGCUACCAGAUGGACAAGGAGGAACUUCUGAGUUUCAUAAAGAAGGCCUGAAAAUGAUUGGCGGGCUCUACCUGGAUAAUCUCUAAGGUCUUUUCUGGCUUGGCAUCUCAAGAAACCUUUGACAUGAAAUGAAAGCUUUGGGGCUAAGAAGCAACACUCUUGAUAAAAAGCCGUUAGAAGAAAAGCCCAUUUGGGGGACUUAGGAAAACCUUGAAGUUUUUCUAUUUUAAGUUUCAUGCACAAAUCUCAAACCUACUUAAUGGGACUGUUCCGGUCAUGGAACAGAAGUGCCUAGCCUACCAUUUGUUUCACAUGUUAAUGGUAAAUACAGACUUAUCGCCAUAGACUUCUUUGUGGUGUUUGAUUUAUUCCUGUAGAAUUCCUACCUUCCGCUGUACAGUCCAAAUCAAACUGCUUGACUUCUCUAACUUUGUGUUUCUGGGAUUUUGAAAUGGAAAAAAUGACUGGCUGAAAUAAAGAUUUCAGUGUUUACAUUUGA
This is a messenger RNA of Phascolarctos cinereus (koala), 2048 nucleotides long. It is a transcript of the gene TRNT1, whose product is annotated as tRNA nucleotidyl transferase 1. Gene Ontology annotation, molecular function: nucleotidyltransferase activity; tRNA binding. Gene Ontology annotation, cellular component: mitochondrion. Gene Ontology annotation, biological process: tRNA 3'-terminal CCA addition; mitochondrial tRNA 3'-end processing. The record is from RefSeq and is a predicted model, not a curated record. NCBI's taxonomy places the organism in Eukaryota, Metazoa, Chordata, Mammalia, Diprotodontia, Phascolarctidae.